Molecule: messenger RNA, 2304 nt
Organism: Meloidogyne enterolobii
Lineage: Eukaryota; Metazoa; Nematoda; Chromadorea; Rhabditida; Meloidogynidae
Source: the annotation of a GenBank genome assembly
AUGUUUGAUAUGAUUCGAGAUAUCGUCUCGAUCCGAACACGAUUUAACACUAAAAUAAUACAUACAAACAAAAAAAUGUUUUUUAGCCAUUACGAUCCAGAUUCUGGUCGCAGCAUUUUAUGCCAACUUAGAUUAGAUGCUAGUUGUGCAACAGUCAGUUGGCAAAGAAUUUUCUAUGGCGGACGUGAUGGACGUGAGAGAGAAUUAAUUGCUGUGGCAAAAGCUGCCAACAUACAAAGUGCCGAUGCUGCCUCUGGGAAUAGAUUCCAAGGAGGGUCUUCGUUGACUCCACGCCCUCAGGGCGCAGGCCAUUUUACUCUGGAUGAAGGGUUUUUGAGUACUAGCUACAUUAAAGCGAUUGAGUCGGUUGAUUCGUAUGAGCUUGACAUUGAAGCAAUAUAUCGUCGACACAGUGUAGAGGAAAUGAGUGUUCCAGUUAUGUGUUGGACUAUAAAUUUUGGAUGUUCUUUAAAUGAUAACGAGUUUCUUUAUUUUCUGGCUCCUCAACAGAUAGCUCAAUAUUGGAUGGGGUUGGAGAAGGUUGUCAAAUUCAUCCAUGAGCAAAACAGAAAUCCUGACAGGCGUGUAAUAUGGCUCAAACGUCUCUAUCUUCAACUAUAUAGCGAACAGGAGAGAGAACAGUCCGGAUUAACAUCAAAAACCUCUAUAGCUUUUGGAGCUCCAACACCUUCACUCGCUUCAGUUCCUCCACUCAUCUCUUCGAGUAACAACAACAAUAACAGUCCCCUCUCCACAGAAUUUCCAACAAUAACAACACGCCGAAUUGGUCCAAGGCCCGUAGAUGCUCUCCAAGCAUUUGGAGGGCGAGUAGAAAAGUGGAAGAAUUUAAGUGUUAACCAAACAACCACAACUUUGUAUUCUCCCCAUGGUCGUCAAACCGAUUCUUCCCCGUCUACUGAAUGUGGUGGAAGUCGUUCAAAGAGUAGACUGCGCCAAAUGACUAUUGCUGUUACUAGGCGUGUAAAGGGAAGUAGCAGUAGAGAUUGCUCUAGAAGUACAAGUCCGGCACCUCAUUCUCCAAUGGUCCGUCCACCUUCUAUUCGAAGCCAACUGAGCAGCCAAAGUGGCCCUCCUGGCCCGCAUAGUCCAUUACCCUACCUCCUCAAACCACGUGUGGGCAUUGAAUCUGCUAGUGCUCUAUCGGAUGCUGGAGAUCUCGAUUCGUUGUAUACACCUCGUUCUCGAACCCCUACUUCAUCGUCUUAUGGAGGCCGUUCUGUUGGCGGCCGUUCGAUAAAGUCUUGGCGUUCACGUGGCGGCGAAACGCCAAAUUCCGGCUCAAUUUCAAGCAGUGGUGGAGGCGUUGGCGGUCAAAUGUCCGGAGCGUUACUCAGCAGUUCUGGAAAGGAGUAUCAGGAAAGGCCUAUAGCGUUUACGGAUUUGAGAGAUUUAUUUAAUGAAUUUGUCAUUGCAACACAUUCAAGUGCCAAUUCUCACGUGCCGAAACGGGCAAGUAGCGAUAAAGCAACUUGUAGUCCUCGAGUGCAAUCACGUCUUGAAUCUGUCAACAGCUGCCCUCCCAGUAAUGAAUUUGUACCAGACGAUGUACUCACCAGAAACACAGCUUACCACCUUUGCCAAUUAAAUGAUAAACAACAGAAAAUAUAUAAUGCUUUAGCAUUAGCUUGUGUUUCCUCUUCAGGACCCAUGGACACCUCAAGGAAUGCUUUUUUAACUCCGGCUUCCUUGAAACACUUUAUAUGUACACAGCAAAUGGAGUAUAUUGACGAGCAAUAUGCUGCUAGACUGAUUCAAGAGCAUGAACCCGAUCCUAGCUAUCGUGCCAAGCAGUUGAUGUCCUUUGAGGGAUUUGUGCGGUUCCUUUCUGACUCAACCAACUUUGCCUUUGUCCCAGAACAGAUUCAACCUUCCGAAGAACAAUUACAGUAUCCACUCAGUUAUUAUUACAUUUGUUCGAGUCAUAAUACUUAUUUGACUGGACAUCAAUUGAAAGGGGAAUCUUCGGCAGAAAUGUACAGACAGGUCCUUCAAACUGGCUGUCGCUGUGUAGAACUUGACUGUUGGGAUGGAGACGAUGGCUUGCCUUUGAUCUAUCAUGGGCACACCUUAACUACAAAAAUAAGCUUUCGCUUAGUUGUAAAUAUAAUCAAAAAGAGCGCAUUCCAGCAAAGCCAAUUACCAGUUAUUUUGAGCAUUGAAAAUCACUGCUCUUUGCAACAACAGGCAAAGAUGGCACAGAUGUUUAAAAGUGCUUUUGGAGAUCGUCUAGUUACGUCUUAUUUGUUUGAUACUGAUUAUAUGGAAAGCCCUAGAUUGCCGUAA